AUGAGUUCGAAGUAUGACAAUCAGAGUUUUCUGUCAACAGGAUCAGAUAAAUAUGGUGAACAAGAAAAUUCUGUUUUAUUGCAUGAUGAAGAAGAUGAAUAUAUAAAUGAGAAUAAAAAGAAGAGAAAUGAACGUGAUAAGAAAUUUCGAUAUUACGAAAAUUUUUUUAAUAGAAGGAGAAGUAAAAAGUGGAAUUAUUUCAUAAUAUUUUUUUUAGGUGUAUGUUUAGGUUUUGCAAUAUGGCCAUUUUUUAUGACUAUAAUAACGUAUAGAUUAUUUUAUAAAGAUAAUUUUAAUAAUACAAAUUAUCGAACAAAUAAUUCUUCCACAUCUUUGAAAUCUUAUGGAAAUGAGAAAAAUAAGAAGAGCGAUAACAAUGGAAAAGUACCCAUGAAAGAUCAAUCUCCAAAUAAAGUAUCUCCACAUUUUAAACCUAUACGAUUUGAAGAAAUAGCAGGAAUAGAUGAAUCUAAAUUAGAAUUAUUAGAAGUAGUUGAUUUUAUAAAAAAUAGAGAAAAGUAUCAUGAAAUGGGUGCUAGAAUGCCAAAGGGUGUUUUAUUAGUUGGACCUCCUGGUUCAGGAAAAACCAUGUUAGCUAGAGCUGUAGCAACUGAAGCUAAUGUUCCAUAUAUUUAUACUUCUGGACCAGAAUUUAUAGAAAUAUAUGUAGGUCAAGGGGCUAAAAGAAUACGGCAGUUAUUUGCUCAUGCAAGAUCAGUUGCUCCAUCCAUUGUAUUUAUUGAUGAAAUUGAUGCAAUUGGUGGAAAGAGGAGUUCAGGAUCUGUUAACGGUGCAGGUCAAAGAGAACAUGAUCAAACAUUAAAUCAAUUAUUAGUUGAAAUGGAUGGAUUUAGUAAUACUGUACAUAUUAUGGUUAUAGGUGCGACAAACAGAAUUGAUACCUUAGACAGUGCUUUAUUACGACCAGGUAGAUUUGAUAGGAUCGUUUAUGUACCAUUACCCGAUAUUAAUGGAAGAAAGAAAAUUUUAGAAAUAUAUAUUAAAAAAAUUAAAAGUGAUUUAAAAUUAGAAGAUAUUGAAAAGAUAGCAAGAUUAACACCUGGGUUUUCUGGUGCAGAUUUAGAAAAUGUUGUAAAUGAGGCUACUAUUUUAGCUACAAGAAAUAAUAAAAGUUUAGUUACAAUUAAUGAAUUAUAUGAAGCCAGAGAUAAAGUUUCUAUGGGCCCAGAAAGAAAAUCAUUAAGACAAUCAGACCAUCAAAGAAGGAUAACAGCUUAUCAUGAAGCUGGUCAUGCUAUCGUUGCAUAUUUUCUUCAACCGAAAACAGAUCCAAUACAUAAGGCUACAAUUAUUUCAAGAGGUAAUGCUCUUGGAUAUGUUGAACAAAUUCCAGUUGAUGAUAGACAUAAUUAUUUUAAGAGUCAAAUGGAAGCAAAAUUAGCUGUUUGUAUGGGAGGUAGAACAGCUGAAGAAAUUGUUUUUGGUAAAUCAGAAACUAGUAGUGGUGCUUCAAGUGAUAUAUCUAGAGCUACCGAAAUUGCUUAUAAAAUGGUAACGGAAUGGGGUAUGUCUGAUAAAUUAGGACCAUUAAAUUAUAAAAAAAGAAUGGGAGAUGGUUAUUCGUCCAAUCGAUUAUCUGCUCAAACCGUUUCAUCCAUAGAAGUCGAAGUAAAGUCUUUAGUAGAAAAAGGAAAAAGCUUAUCAGAAGAAAUAUUAAGAAGACAUAGAAAAGAAUUAGAUAAUUUAGCUUUUGCAUUAUUAGAUAAAGAAACCUUAUCCGGAGAAGAAAUCAAAAAUAUUAUUGAUCCAAAUAAUUCCAAAAAUUAUUCAGGUAAGGUAGAAAUGUUAAAAAAUGAUACGAAGAAAAAUGAAAAAAAGAGUAACAGUGCAUCUAAAAAUAAAAGCACCAUUUCUGAGGAUUAUGACAAAAAAAAUAAAAAUAAUGUGGAACAAAAUUACCAAUCACAUGAUCAUACCUUAGUUAAAAAUGAAGGAAAUUUGAAUAAUAUGAAAAAUGAUACUGAUGACAAUAAUACGGUAGAUGGUCAAGUAAAUUCAGACUCAUUUGUAAAAAGAAAAGAAAUGACGGAUCAGGAUAUAAAUGGAAAAGAAUUAAGUGAGAUGGAUAAUAAAGAAAUGAAAGAAAAUAAAAAGUUAGAUGGAGAGGACUUAAAUAAAAUUAUUAUUGAUAACGAUAAAAUGGGUGAUAUGAAAAAGAAUAUAAAAGAAGUUAUUAAAAAAAUGAAAAAAAAACAAUCUAAAGGUUCUUACAAGACAUAUAAAAAUGUAUUGAAAUCUGUAAGUGAACACAAGGAAUUGAAAACUCAGAAGAAAGUGGAUGAAAAUAAAAUCUUGGCUCAUAAUAAUGAGAAGUCAUCUAAUAAUAGCUUGGAUAAAAAUAAUACACAAGGUUCAAUAGAUGAAAAGGGUUAUAAAAAUGAAAAUAAUAAUAAUAAUAAUAAUGACAAUAAUAAUAAUAUGGUAAAAAAUAUCAAUGAAUUGUUUGAGGAGAAUUUUCCUGAAUAUAAAAAAUAUGAUAAUGAAAAUAACGAUUUUGUAAAAACCAAAGAAAAUUACUUUGACAAUUUUAAUGAAGUAAUAGAUAUAUCUCAUAUAAAAAAUGUUGAUGAAAUGAAAAAGUUUAAUAUAUUUGAACAUAACUUAAAUAAAUUAUUUUUAUUUGACAUAUUUAAAAGUGACUAG
Plasmodium reichenowi is the source of this 2664-nucleotide messenger RNA. RefSeq names its product ATP-dependent zinc metalloprotease FTSH 1, putative. Gene Ontology annotation, molecular function: ATP hydrolysis activity; ATP-dependent peptidase activity; metalloendopeptidase activity. Gene Ontology annotation, cellular component: membrane; chloroplast thylakoid. The transcript has a single exon. NCBI's taxonomy places the organism in Eukaryota, Apicomplexa, Aconoidasida, Haemosporida, Plasmodiidae. Gene Ontology annotation, biological process: proteolysis. The record is from RefSeq and is a predicted model, not a curated record. The coding region runs from base 1 to 2664 and encodes 887 amino acids.